Molecule: messenger RNA, 639 nt
Organism: Xenia sp. Carnegie-2017
Lineage: Eukaryota; Metazoa; Cnidaria; Anthozoa; Malacalcyonacea; Xeniidae
Product: putative gastrointestinal growth factor xP4
Exons: 6
Coding region: 1-510 (169 amino acids)
Source: RefSeq, a predicted model, not a curated record
AUGGUCACUGUUCGCCGGCUCAGCACUCCUAUUGGUCAGAAAAUGAAAUUUACUGGAACAUUAUGCACGAAGAACGUGAAGCAUGAAGGCGCUACAUGCGACAAUAUAUCGGCUAAAAUAAAAUGUGGUCAAUAUGGGAUAACAGAGGAGCAAUGCUUAAGCAAUGAUUGUUGUUGGAACCAAGGCGAAUCGAGCGAGUUUGGAUGCUAUUUUAGAGGUCAUGAAUGCUCUGAGGUGCUGGAGAUAGAACGACUACAUUGUGGUUAUCCGGGAAUCACGGAAACACAAUGUAAAAAAAAAGGCUGUUGCUGGGACAAAGAAAAAUCAGGCGUCCCCUACUGUUUUUACCAAAGUGAAUCUUGCGAUGUUUCUAAGCCAGUUGAAAGAGUUGGUUGCGGUAAAGUGGGAAUAACGGAAAGCCAAUGUGAAGCAAUAGGAUGUUGUUGGGAUGACCACAUAGAGGGUGUCCACAACUGUUAUAGAAGAGUACGUCUUCCAGAACUUGCUUAGGACAAAAAGGAGUUUGGUGGUACACGCGAGGAUGAAUAGUAUAGUCACAUGAAAUGUAGUUGUGUAUUCAAGGGUACUCCUUUGUCAUGGCAUUGUAAACAUUCGCGUUGAAAUAAAUCUGCAAGUUAA